AUGCCUCUAUCUGGUGCACAGUUCAAAGACGCUCAGUUGUCUCCCGAUCAGACCCUGGCUUCUUUCGAACCCCAGUUGAUCAGGGCACAAGGUCUGGCCUCUGAGAUAUCCACCCGCAAUUACUUGCUGGUCAUUGACCGGGUUAUGUUUUCCGGACACCAACAUGCAUUCCCUGACGAACAGGACGACAUAGUAUAUAUUAUAAGAGAAUAUUACGUUUCUGACCACAUCAGAUCAGAACCUCCGGUAGCAGAUAUGACUACACUUCCACAGUAUUUGAGAGACCCAGGUAGUACCAUAGGCGAGUUUGAGCGCCACUAUCCCAUGGUAUUUCGGUCCAGUAUGCUCAGUGAUUCCUAA
Molecule: messenger RNA, 360 nt
Organism: Sphaeroforma arctica JP610
Lineage: Eukaryota; Ichthyosporea; Ichthyophonida
Exons: 1
Coding region: 1-360 (119 amino acids)
Source: RefSeq, a predicted model, not a curated record